AAAUUAAUACCCUGACGAGUGAUUGAUUGAUCGAUUCAGAAGGAAUCAACAAGAAUACGUUUUUAAACCACUGCACUGUUUCGCCAGUGGCCAGUGACUUUUUGCGAAAAGGAACACGAGCAGGAAAGUUAUCUUUCAUUACGCUCCUCGGACACGUUUAUACGUAGUCAGACUGUACCAGUUGAUACAGGCAAUGAUAGUUAAUGCGAUACAGUCAACCAAACAGUCAGGCCUUGUACGGUAAAGCUAUGGAUCCCUCUGAUCAUUUUGCACAACAAGCUUGCUCGGGUCGCAUCGAAAGCUCUUUUUACACAACACUAUAUAGAAUAAGUCGAGAUGACGCCUCUACCUUGGUGGGUGUUGCUGGCGUUGCCGUUGGUCGUCGUCGACGCGCAUCCGGACGAGUACGCAUGCGUUUGUUUUUGCCGUGCACGGAACGGCAGCCCGAAGAUCGCAGAAGCCUGCGACCAUGCGGAGUACCACGUCUUUGGGUCCCAUGGAGGCGCGUACUUGUUACUGCGCCUCUUCAAGCUCUGUUUGAUCCCGCAUAGUGAUCCUAAAUCACCUCAUCACCCGCUCUUCCACGACUGGGAGAACUGCCGUUUCAUCAGGAACGAUCUUAUCCAACGUCACGGUUGUUCGUGCGACACUUUGAACAAUGUCAAAUCAGCAAAGCCUGAAGAAGAAAAGCAGAGAUUCAUGUACGCCGUAGCUGUGCCUUCUAUUCAUGCUGAAGAUGGAGCAUCCGAAGCUGGAGGAUCUGAAGCUGGAGCAUCUGAAGGUGAAGGAUCUGGAGGUGGAGCACCUGAAGAUGAAGAUCAGCAAGGAUGGAGGAGCUGAAGAUUCCGGUUAGAUGCAUCCGCUAUAGAUGCUGAUACAGCAAAUGCUUCCGAGGAUGAGACAGAUUCCACGGAGGAUCCCAUCGACUGGCACCCAUGGUGAACGGCUCAUUGUCAGUGUGACAACGGGCAGGGUGGUUCCGCCCGCCAUUGUGACAUUAUUCCUUGAAGAGAAUGAAGAGGAGGACGAUAGGCGAACACUCGCAGGCGGGCACGAAUUUACAUAUCUCGUAUAGGUUAGUCGGUCCUGAAUGGUACCGAUAGAAAUAAGGUUAGUCUUUAAUUAAUAACACCUUCGUUAUCGCUGUUUCUCUCAAUCUGUCUAUAAAACUCAUAAGUAUCACUCCUUUCUUUUAAUUGACAAUUUUGUAUGUACAAUCUCGUCGGAUGUUUUAUCAGCAACUUGAAAUUUCAUAUCUGAAGAUGUAACUAGCUCGUUCUUAACUCGUGUAUUUAUCCAUCGAUUAAUUAAUAUCAAUCGCCUGACGAGGGACCUGUCAGUGGAAUUUUUCGAAGGGAAUCGCGGCUCGAAGUUAUCGCUCAUAUGUACGUGACCAUUGUUAGAUAAUUUAAUUGCUCGUUAGGCUUAAGACUUUUCUACGCUAGGUCCGGUUCACGCGUUCUUAAUUAACAGUCUUUAACGUCCAAAAUUAAAAGACGGGUUUUCUUUUCGGAUCAGUGGGUUCCGUUACCCAUCACUCUUUGUCGCGAUAAGAUUAGUGUUUGCACGGUGUUCAUCAGAUGGAUUUAACGCAACAUUAUUGUGCUGUAUACACGAUGUAGCAGAGUUUCAUGACUGGCGUGUGAACGGGACACCGAGGUGCGAUGUGUGUAUUAUUGCAAUAAACGAUAUUUAUACGUGAGCCGCGAUGCAACGACGAAUCGUGCAUCGAUGCGGUGUAUCUCUAGUUUCUUAAGGACACUGUAAAUGUUUUUACAUAAGCGAAAAUGAUUAGGGUGUAAGGAGUCGUUCAAACGACCAGACGAAAUCCAUGUCUUCCAAUUUUGUAGUCUCUUUGAUACUCCGCGUGUUAUCGAACCUCUAAUAGGUGUACGUGGGAGUACAAGGUAGCUAUUGUUUAAGCGAUUAUUUUUCAAGGCAGCCACGAGCGCGACCGAUGGAAAUCGACGAUUAACCCCUCAACCUAGUAAUUAUACGCUAAUCAAAUUAAUGACGCAGAUGGUAAUUAAGUUUUAUAGUAAUUACUCUGAAGUUUCAUGAAAUGAAAAUUAUUUGCUAGAAUCACUUUAAAUUUGCAAGGCAAUUAAAGAUAAAUAGAAACCGCUUUGAGCAAUAAUUUUAUCCUAACGUAUAUAUACGUCGGAGGGGUUAAUGUUGUGUGAAAUUUACUGAUCGUCGGAUUUCUUCGCGCGAAAGGAAAUCAUUCGUUUCUUUUGUGUAGUGUGCCAUUUAAAAACGUUGUGACGCGACAAUAAGACGUAGAUGAUAGUAUGCCUGUGCGAUGCAACUUCCGUCUUUCGUGCACUUUCCACGAUGCAAUUGUUGAAUAUUACCCUUUUCUUUUUAUUAUUAUAUUUGAAACGCCGCACUGACUCCGGUGAACUCCAAGGCAGAAUGAAUGCUUUCGUUUUGACAAUGAAAUACUCUUGGGAAAUGUGGUAUUGACGUAUUUUGUAUUCCAAUUUAUCAAUAACCAUAAAAAUCUAUCCGAAUAUUGAAAUAGAAAAAAAAAUAUUUUGCAAAGUGCGCGAAAGACUCGACUUUAGCAAUUCAUUAUCUGGGCUAUAAUAGUUGUAAGUGAAUUUGCUUUGUAAAUAUUUGUACGAAUAAUAUCUAUGAUAAUAAUGAGAAACUAUUUGGGGUACCAAUUUACAAAUCUAGGAUAUAAUCUAUGAAUUCUAUUCGAUGUUGAAUAAUUAUUGUACUCUUGUAUGUGGUUGCUGCCGGCAAGCAGUCAUGAUAAUAAUUAAAUUAGCAUGUAUAACAGGCGGGAAAUUUUAUGCUCAGAAGCUUGUUCGCGAACAAAUUCACAAGUCUUCCAUGUCUCAUCUCGUAUCUGUAAUUGUGUCUUUAAUAAGCUUUUCGAUCUUAAGAAGAUAUAUUUGUAUUGUUUAUGUUUAUGAUUAUACAUUGUGUAUAUAUGGUAUAAGCGAUUAAAUUCGCAUUAUGUUUUGUCAUAUAAUUAAUAAAGGAUAUUAAGU
Messenger RNA from Osmia lignaria (orchard mason bee), 3002 nucleotides. RefSeq lists its product as uncharacterized. The record is from RefSeq and is a predicted model, not a curated record. NCBI's taxonomy places the organism in Eukaryota, Metazoa, Arthropoda, Insecta, Hymenoptera, Megachilidae.